Paramuricea clavata is the source of this 330-nucleotide messenger RNA. The record is from the annotation of a GenBank genome assembly. Lineage: Eukaryota; Metazoa; Cnidaria; Anthozoa; Malacalcyonacea; Plexauridae.
AUGGUAAAACACCUGAAUCCCUCGAAGUUGCGCAAAAGCUCAAAACGUAAUGUUCAAGUGCAAACCUUUCGUGGAGCCAAUGUUGCCGACAUGAGUUAUUUCGUAAAACCGGCAAUAUCGAAAUCUCCUGACUACUUAGUGUUACACGUCGGAACUAACGAUUUAAAGCGGCAAACACCUCAGCAAAUAUCCACGUCAAUUUCCAUGCUGUGCCAAGAAAUAAAGAAGGAGUCGCCGAAAUUGAAGAUCGUGAUAUCGGAAGUUAUAAUAAGAUCUGACGAUCCAAGCCUGGGUACUAAAGUCAAAGAGUUAAAUCACAAACUGUUACAG